UUCCUGUUGACUUCUCUCACAACAAAACAAAUAACAAGGGAUGUCGUGUAGUGAUAAGUAUUAUUUCAUGUUAGUUAAAAAUUUCUGAUUUGUCCCUCGUGAGUAUAAAGUUGUCUUUAUUAGGAAAAGCUUUGUCCUAUAUGUGGAACGUCUAAGCUUUAACUUAGCUUAAACUUAGUCGGACCUCAAUGCAGAUACCGCCAUGUUAGACUUCCCUUUAUUUCAUCAAUAAAACGUUUUCCUACUUCUUUGUUCCUUCAUUUUCUUCAGUUUUUCAUCACUAUAUUUCUAUGAACUUUGACAGCAGCUGAUCAGUUUGCCUCUACAAUCUCUCUUUUCGACUCGAAAACCAGCAAAUUCAGACCUUUAAUUCACUGAUCAGAAGGACUUUUGGUUGGCAUCGUAUAGUGGUGAUUGUCGGUAGUGAUUGAUGGUCGUUGUGGUAAUACAUGGUUGACGGUGAUGAUGAGUGAUCGCAGUGGUUGGUGUCAUAUAGUGAUGAUUGUCGGUAGUGAUUGAUGGUCGUUGUGGUAAUACAUGGUUGGUAGUGAUGAUUGUAAAUGAUGGUUAGCGAUCGUGAUUGUGAGUGAUGGAAGGUGGUAAUUGAUAAUGCUAGCAGCGACAACGAUUAGCAGUGAGUUUUUACUCGUGUACUUUAGUUAGUCCUCUCACAUUGUUUUCUAUGCUGUAACAGUUGAUCUGGCGAAAUGGAUAGACCGGAGAUUCUACGCAGUCUCUUUAUUACUGUGUUGGUCGUACUUCUACCGGGUACAUCAGUAGCUGAACCAAGAGCUGAGAUAGUCCAGUUCACAUGUGGAAAAGAAUCGACGAGAAUUGCCAUUCAAAAUUAUGUUGGUACAUUGGAAAUCCUAAGUGAACAAAUGGGAACUAGAGGAUACGGGAUCGGAGUUACUGGGACUCAACCAAAUGCUACCUAUGGAUUUGGACAAUGCUAUGGUGAUCUUUCUUUACUGGACUGUGUCUUAUGCUACUCAGCAGCGCGAAAUGUCUUUGCUGACUGCUACCCUAUUAACGGAGCGCGACUUUAUCUUGAUGGUUGCUUUAUGCGAGCGGAUUAUUACAAGUUUUAUGAUGAGUAUUUAGGUCCAGCGGACAGGCGUAUAUGCGGAAACAGGACCACAAAGGGUGCGUUGUUCCAACAGAACGCUAGGCAAGCUGUUCAGCAAGUGGUUGCAAAUGCACCGAGUAAUAAUGGAUCCGCGCGUACUCAAGUGUCGGUGCCUGGUUCUUCCAAUGAUACAGUUUAUGUUCUCGCUGAUUGCUGGAAGACGUUGAGCGCAAACUCCUGUACAGCAUGUUUGCGAAAUGCAUCUGCCUCUAUGUUGGGAUGCUUACCUUGGUCUGAAGGUAGAGCUCUGUACACCGGAUGCUUCAUGAGGUAUUCUGAUACGAAUUUUCUCAAUGCUGUUUCCACCGGUGGUGGCUCGUCAUCAAGAGGAAAAGUUGUAGUCAUUGUCAUUGUUGUUAGUUCCGUUAUCGUUUUGGGAGUAGGUGCGUUCAUUGGUAUUGGCGUCUGGAAGAAGAAACAAAUCCAGAAGAAGAGAAAAGGUGCAAAUGAUGCUGAGAAACUAGUGGAGAUCCUUCAUGACAUCAGCUUGAACUUCAAGUAUUCGACACUUGACAAAGCCACGGGGUCAUUUGAUGAGGCCAACAAGCUCGGACAAGGUGGAUUUGGCACGGUUUAUAAGGGUGUUUUGGCAGACGGGAGAGAGAUCGCUGUCAAAAGGCUGUUCUUCAACAACACACACAGAGCGGCAGAUUUUUAUAACGAGGUUAACAUAGUCAGUAGCGUUGAGCACAAAAAUUUGACAAGGUUAUUAGGAUGCAGCUGUUCAGGACCGGAAAGCCUUCUUGUAUACGAGUUCCUCCCUAACCUGAGUCUUGAUUGCUUCAUCUUUGAUCCUAUCAAAGGUAAAGAUCUAAACUGGACGAGAAGAUUCGAGAUAAUUAUAGGAACAGCAGAAGGAUUGAUAUAUCUUCACGAGAACACAAAGACUCGAAUAAUUCACCGAGACAUAAAAGCAAGCAAUAUCCUGUUAGACUCGAGGUUCCGUGCAAAGAUUGCUGAUUUUGGGUUGGCCCGGUCAUUCCAAGAAGACAAGAGUCACAUAAGCACCGUCAUCGCUGGCACAUUAGGAUAUAUGGCACCAGAAUACUUGGCACGCGGUCAGUUAACGGAAAAGGCAGACGUUUACAGCUUUGGAGUUCUUCUACUUGAGAUUGUUACUGGAAGACAAAGUAACCAGAGAAACAACGCCGUAUAUACAGUCAGCUUAGUUUCCACUGCGUGGGAGCACUUUCAACGCGGGACAGUGGAGGAAAUAUUCGAUCCAAAUCUCAUGUUGCACAACAACUACACCAUCAAUGAGGUUACGAGAGUCUUACAUGUCGGACUUUUGUGCACUCAAGAGAUCCCAACGUUACGGCCAUCCAUGUCUAAGGCAUUACAGAUGCUUGUCAAGAAAGAAGAAGAGUUGCCUUCACCGACUACUCCGCCAUUCAUGGAUGAGAAAACCAUGGAACUUCAUGAUCCUUGGGAUAAGUGCUCGCUUAAACAUGGCGAUUCUGCUACGGUUGCCAUGUUAUCUCACAGUUCUUUUUACCCCAGAUGAUGGUAUCCCAGAAACUGAAGUAUAAGUUAUAGGCAUACUAUAUAGAUAAAACGGUUUAAUCGGCUUCAACUAGCAACUAAACACUCCAACGUUGAAUAUGCACAUCCAGACACCUAUACUCGUCUCUAUUGUGUCAGCUAUCUGGACACCUCCAAAAUUUAUGUGUGACAUUAUCAUAAGGUGUCCAUGAAGCAGCAGCGGGUAUGAGUUAAGAGCGUUUAGUUGCCAGUUGAAACCAAGUUGCGAUGUCAAAGUUGGAGUGUUUACUUACCAAUUGAGCUCAAGUUUAAGUGUCUGGUUGUGCAUUAUGCCUAAAUUACAGACAUCGUUGCGCUUCGUGUUCUUGAAGUAGACUUCAUCGUGAUCGAGCUAUCAGCUGCAACAACAACGUCUCAGUCCCAAAUAAGUUGGAAUCAGCUAUAUGUCAGUACACUCGUCUCCAUUGUGUCAGUACACUCUCAAACUUACAAACUGAUGAUCCAGACACCUCCAAAAUUUAUGUGUGACGUUAUCAUCAAGGCGUCCAUGAAGCACAAAGGGUACGAGUUAGAGUGUUUAGUUUCCAGUUGAAACCAAGUUGCGACGUCAAAGUUGGAGUGCUUACUUGCCAGCUCAUCAAGUCAAGUUUAAGCGUCUGGUUAUGUAUUACGCCUAAAUUAUACUAGACAUGAUCAUUUCGCUUCGUGUUGUUGAAGUAGACUUCAUCGUGAUCAAGCUCUUAGCUACGACAACAACUACGCCUCAGUCUCAAACAAGUCGAGACAGGUUAUAUGAAUCCUCACUAUUCCAUUUAGCUCAAAUCAUGAUUGAACAUUUAGUUGCUUUAAUACAUAAUGUUUUUUUCCAAUGCUAAUAGUAAAUAACUAAUGUUGAC
Molecule: messenger RNA, 3507 nt
Organism: Capsicum annuum
Lineage: Eukaryota; Viridiplantae; Streptophyta; Magnoliopsida; Solanales; Solanaceae
Product: cysteine-rich receptor-like protein kinase 2
Exons: 8
Coding region: 708-2633 (641 amino acids)
Biological process (GO): protein phosphorylation
Molecular function (GO): ATP binding; protein kinase activity
Source: RefSeq, a predicted model, not a curated record